CACAGCCCGCUGACUUCUCCCACUUAUCCGCUCACAAGUGUCACGAGCGGCAGUGCUCAGCACCGCUCGCCUUCGCCGGCCGGACCCGUGCUGCACCCCGCAGCCGGCGCUGCGAGGGUGCUGCGAGGCCGCCUGCCCGCCGCCGGGCUCCCUGCCCGCUGCCCUCGCCGUCCCCUGGGAAGUGACAGCACCAGCUGCCACCGCUGCCGCCCCUCCCGUGGCCCUCCCGGCGCGGGUGCUUCCCCCGUGGGACAGCGGGGGGACGGGGGCAGCGGGGGGGCUCGUGCGCGUCCCAGCUUCAGGCCCGCGGAUGGAGCCUCGCGAAUGUAUAGGCUCGCAGCCUGGGCUCGGGGUGGCUGCUUUGGCGUGGGGGGGUCGGUCCUUGUAGCCCGAUCCCCGGUGUCCUCAGAGGCACCAGCCCUGCGGUCACAGGGCAGGAUUCACCCCGCUAUAUUUAGGUGCCCACCGUGUGCGUGGCCGUAUCAGGGUGAGGCCGGCUGUGCUCAGCGGGGAGCCACCGGCGUCCCCUGAGCACCCACCCCGGGGGGUGCCGCUGGCCUGGGGACACGGAGGGGGAUUUGGGGGGGCUCCGGGCAGCCCCAGCAGGCGAGCAGCAGCCGGGUGCUGCGGCACGGCUCAGCCUUCGCCUCGCUGCUCGGGGCACUCAGGCAAAGUUCGGCUCCCCUUCGCUGCCUGGCGUCCAGCUCAGCGCCGCCUGCCCCGGCUCGGCUCCGCUGGCAUCCCAGCGCCUUGGGUUUCAGGGCGGGGAGGGGACGGACGGCUCGCUCGCCUCCCACGGCUCCGGUUACCCAGAACUUGUCUCAGUCGACAACUGGGACGGGCGGAGGGACGGCGGGGACCCUGCGCAGCCCAGGCACGGCGCCUCGGGGCGCUGAGCAGCCCGAGCCCGGCUCCGGCAGGAGAUGCCGUGGUGCCAGGAGCUUGCUGGUAGGAAGCCGGGUUUGCUCCACGGCGCUUCUGGAAGGGAGAGGAGCCGGCCGCCCCGCGCGGCACCGCCCCGGCGCUUUGCAGGAGUGACCAGGGCACCCUCAUGCCCGAACCGCACCCUCCCGACUCCUGCCCUGGGAAGAGGAUAUUGCUCUUAAAUUCCCUGCUGGGUGUCUUUCUGGACAAGGGGGACGUGACCGCGCUCAGCCUGCCCGCCGCCGCCGGCCACGGUGAUGCCGACGGCCCCAUCUGCCUGGAUGUCCCCGACGGCACCCCCGACCCCCACCGGACGAAAGCUGCCAUCGAGCACCUGCACCAGAAGAUCCUCAAGAUCACCGAGCAGAUCAAGAUCGAGCAGGAGGCGCGGGAUGACAACGUGGCCGAGUACCUGAAGCUGGCCAACAACGCGGACAAGCAGCAGGCCUCCCGCAUCAAGCAGGUUUUCGAGAAGAAGAACCAGAAGUCGGCGCAGACGAUCGCGCAGCUGCACAAGAAGCUCGAGCACUACCACAAGAAGCUGAAGGAGAUCGAGCAGAACGGCCCGUCCCGGCAGCCCAAGGAUGUUUUCCGGGACAUGCACCAAGGCCUCAAGGACGUGGGCGCCAACGUCCGCUCCAGCAUCAGCGGCUUCGGCGGCGGCGUGGUGGAGGGCGUCAAGGGAGGCCUCUCGGGGCUGUCCCAGGCCACCCACACCGCCGUGGUCUCCAAGCCCCGGGAGUUCGCCAGCCUGAUCCGGAACAAAUUCGGCAGCGCCGACAACAUCGCCCACCUGAAGGACACGCUGGACGACGGGCACCCCGAGGAGGCGUCGCGGGCGCUGAGCGGCAGCGCCACGCUGGUGUCCAGCCCCAAGUACGGCAGCGACGACGAGUGCUCCAGCGCCACCUCGGGCUCGGCCGGCGGCAGCAACUCCGGGGCAGGGCCCGGGGGUUUGGGGAGCCCCAAGUCCAACACGCUGGACAGCCACCACAACAACUUCGACACCAUCCUGGAGGAGCUCCGGGAGAUCAAGGACAGCCAGUCGCACCUGGAGGACUCCAUGGAGGACCUCAAGGCGCAGCUGCAGCGGGAUUACACCUACAUGACGCAGUGCUUGCAGGAGGAGCGGUACAGGUACGAGCGCCUGGAGGAGCAGCUGAACGACCUCACCGAGCUGCACCAGAACGAAAUGACCAACCUGAAGCAGGAGCUGGCGAGCAUGGAGGAGAAGGUGGCCUACCAGUCCUACGAGAGGGCGCGGGACAUCCAGGAAGCGGUGGAGUCCUGCCUGACGCGGGUGACCAAGCUGGAGCUGCAGCAGCAGCAGCAGCAGGUGGUGCAGCUGGAAGGGGUGGAGAACGCCAACGCCCGGGCGCUGCUGGGCAAGUUCAUCAACGUCAUCCUGGCCCUGAUGGCCGUGCUGCUCGUCUUCGUCUCCACCAUCGCCAACUUCAUCACCCCGCUCAUGAAGACCCGCAUGCGCAUCCUCAGCACCGCCCUGCUCGUCCUCUUCCUCUUCUUCCUCUGGAAGCACUGGGACUCCAUCACCUACUUUCUGGAGCACGUCCUGCUCCCCAGCUGAUCCGCGGCCCCGCUGCUGCAGCCUGGGGGCUUUCCGUAUCCCAUGGAGGAGGGGAUGGGAUGGGAGGGGGGGACGCAGCAGUCUGGAGCCUUCGGGUUGUUUCUUCGCACACGGUUCGGUCGCUUUUCCGGCCCCCGCUGCGCCUGGCUGCCGUUGCUCGGAGCGUGGCGGAGUCGGUCCCGCGGGAUGCUCAGGGAGGGCGGAAUGGGGAACGAGGAGGAGUUUGGGAAGAAACUGGUUGUUUACGUGGCGGCGGGUUUUUCUAGGGGUUUUAGGCUGUUUUUUAAGGUCACUCGGUUCUGAAAGUCUGUGGGAAGGUCUGCAGAGCCCGCUUCGGGGCUGUCGGGAAGGAUCGAGCUGGACCAAACCUGGCUCCGGGGGUUACUCAGGGCUGGGUUUUUCCUUUCGUCCUUAAAGACCAAGGUGGUAAAAAGUCCGAGGAUGGAACAAAAGCGAAGCACGUGGUGAAGGAGAAAAUGGGUCCAAGGCAAGUGUCGCUGAGCCCAGUGAGCUCGCAGCGGGACGUGCGCGGCUGAGCAGCUCCUGCCGACCCCGCCACCAGCUGUCCCCAGCGCCAGAGACAGCACCAGCACUGGCACGAGUGAGACCCCCCUCUGCUGGUUUCCCUUCAUUUAUUUAUUUCCCCCCCCCCCACCCUUUGCCUUUAGUCGAUCUGAUCUCUUCAGGGACACCUGGACUUGCCAGCAUCACGCCUCUGAGUCCUCCAGCCUCUGCAACGUGUCGUGUGUGUGUGCGUGUGCGUGCGCGUGCAGUUUUUAAUUUAAUUCAAGACUCUGUUUCCAUUUGUGAAUCAAAGCUGGUAGUGCCAGGGGAGGCGGGCAGCUGCCUUCCCAGCCCUACACAAGAGCACA
Messenger RNA from Cygnus olor (mute swan), 3381 nucleotides. It is a transcript of the gene TMCC2, whose product is annotated as transmembrane and coiled-coil domain family 2. Gene Ontology annotation, cellular component: endomembrane system. The coding region runs from base 1052 to 2509 and encodes 485 amino acids. The transcript is spliced from 5 exons. Lineage: Eukaryota; Metazoa; Chordata; Aves; Anseriformes; Anatidae. Gene Ontology annotation, biological process: amyloid precursor protein metabolic process. The record is from RefSeq and is a predicted model, not a curated record.